Molecule: messenger RNA, 1784 nt
Organism: Candoia aspera
Lineage: Eukaryota; Metazoa; Chordata; Lepidosauria; Squamata; Candoiidae
Gene: SELE
Product: selectin E
Exons: 9
Coding region: 66-1619 (517 amino acids)
Biological process (GO): cell adhesion
Cellular component (GO): membrane
Source: RefSeq, a predicted model, not a curated record
UUGUUUUAGGGCUUUUAUCAUUUAAGGACAGCAACGGCUGGACGUACCACUCUUCAGAGGAAGACAUGGAUUACCAAAAUGCAGAGAAAUGGUGUAAAACCCAUUUUACCCAGCUGGUUGCUAUUCAGAAUAAAGAGGAAAUUCAGUACUUAAAUGCAACGUUUCCUAGAAAUUCAAAUUAUUACUGGAUUGGAAUCCGAAAAAUUGAGAAUGAAUGGAAAUGGGUUGGAACAAACAAGCCACUGACUGAAGAAGCUAAAAACUGGGCUGCAGGUGAACCAAACAACCAGAAGAAGAAUGAGGACUGUGUGGAAAUCUAUAUAAAACGAACCAAAGAUUCAGGAAAGUGGAAUGAUGAACCAUGUCAUAAAACUAAAAGAGCUUUGUGCUAUAAUGCAUCUUGUACUCCAAAUUCCUGCAGCAGUCGUGGUGAAUGUAUAGAGACAAUUAACAAUUACACCUGCCAGUGCAACAAAGGGUUCUAUGGGCGUGACUGUGAACAUGUAAUUACUUGCAAUCAACUGGAAGACCCAGAUCAAGGUAUCUUUACGUGCAAACAUCCAGUACAGGAUUUCAGCUUUAAUUCUUCUUGUGAUGUUCAGUGCAAGGAAGGUUACAAACCAACUGGGACAGAAUCAAUCACAUGUACCUAUUCUGGAAAAUGGUCUGCACCAUCUCCAUCCUGUAAAGUUGUGGAAUGUCGUGUACUGCAGAAGCCUGCUCAUGGUUUCUUCAACUGCUCCAGCCCCUCUGAAAAUUAUGCCUGGAAUUCUUCUUGCAAUUUUUCUUGCAAAGAAGGUUUCUUUUUGAAAGGCUCCAAUAAGCUCCAGUGUGGUGCAUCUGGGGAAUGGGAUGGCCAGGAGCCCACGUGUGAAGUGGUGAAAUGUAAAGCAGUACCUCAGUCAGAAGGAAGCAUUGUGAAUUGUUCCCAUAAUGACACAGAACUGAAGUAUGAGUCAACCUGUGAUUUUGCUUGUGCAAAGGGCUACACUUUAAGAGGGUCACCACAGAUUCAGUGCUCGUCAGGUGGACACUGGACACAGCCAAUUCCUGUUUGUGAAGCUGUGCAUUGCAGUGAACUACAGCCUCCAGCUAAUGGCUCCAUGAACUGCUCUGGUCCUUCUGCAAACUUUGCCUGGAAUUCAACCUGUAAAUUUGCUUGUGAAGAAGGGUUUAAACUGAAUGGAUCCAGUGAACUCCAGUGUGGUGCUUCUGGACACUGGGAUGAAUCACAGCCAGAAUGUGAAGCAGUAAAAUGUGCAGCAGUUCAGCCGCCUGAAAUGGGAGAAGCCAAACAUUCCUCUGCUGAUACAGAUCCAAUUUACAACUCAGUCUACGAAUUCAGUUGCAUGGAGGGUUACACCUUGAAAGGAUCAUCCCGGAUUCAUUGUUCAUCAAAUGGUGAAUGGUCUGAUCCAGUUCCUAAAUGUGAAGCUUCUCCAGCACUUGGGAGUUUCUUAGCAAUUGGUACAUCAGUCAUUGGAGUCUCUGUCCUGUCCGUGGUAUCAUUCAUCAUCUGGAUCCUAAAGCAUCUUCAAAGAAAAAGUAAGACAUUUUCACAUCUGUUCAGUUUCCCCAGCCUUGAUUUAGAAGAUAGUUUCCAAGCUCAGUUGGUUUAAUCAAGUAAGUUAUGAAGAAAGCUACAGUAGUUUAUUUCUUUUAAUGGUACACAGAAUGGUGGAUCAUUGCUGGAGGCCAAGAGCACAGUGCAGUGGUAGAGUGCUUACUAUAUAAUGUGAAAACAGCCAAGAGAAGAUGCUAACAUUUCCAGUAAGGAAUGUUAA